This is a messenger RNA of Bicyclus anynana (squinting bush brown), 12859 nucleotides long. It is a transcript of the gene Slik, whose product is annotated as serine/threonine-protein kinase 10. The record is from RefSeq and is a predicted model, not a curated record. Gene Ontology annotation, biological process: protein phosphorylation. Gene Ontology annotation, molecular function: ATP binding; protein serine/threonine kinase activity. Lineage: Eukaryota; Metazoa; Arthropoda; Insecta; Lepidoptera; Nymphalidae. The transcript is spliced from 27 exons. The coding region runs from base 273 to 4841 and encodes 1522 amino acids.
CAAAAUGGCGUCUUUCACGGGAUAGUGCAUUUAUCCGCCGCACACGGGUUUCUCUAAAAAAUAUCGCGAAUUGACCUUUAGUUUGUGAAAAAACUGUUUGUGAACUGGUUUACAGUGAAUUUUGUGUUUAUAUUUAAGCUAAGUGAUAUAUGGGAUAACAUUUCAUCGUCAGUUAAAAUUUCCGCAAGCCACAGCAGCGGAGGGCGGUCACGAUGAGCAAAGACGGUUGAGGCGCCGCGCGUCGGUGACGACGCGCGCACACACACACAAACAUGUCUUUUUUUAACAAUCUCAAAAAGGUGCUUCACCUCGGCGGCGGCAAUGACGCCAAGAAGAAGAAGGUGUUCAGCAACAUCCGCGACAACAGCGACCCCGCCGAGCACUGGGACAUGAUCGGCGAGCUCGGCGAUGGCGCCUUCGGAAAGGUGUACAAAGCUCAGCACAAGACCACCGGGCAGCUGGCCGCCGCCAAGAUGUGCGUGCUGGACAACGAGGACGACCUCGCCGACUUCACGGUGGAGAUAGACAUCCUCUCCGAGUGCCGCCACCCCAACGUCGUCGAGCUGCACGAGGCCUACUUCAUCGACAACCGGCUAUGGAUGUUGCUGGAGUACUGCGACGGCGGCGCGCUGGACUCGGUGAUGUCGGAGCUGGAGAAGGGGCUGAGCGAGGCGCAGAUCGCGUACGUGUGCCGCGAGAUGUGCCGCGGGCUGCAGUUCCUGCACGCGCGCCGCGUCAUCCACCGCGACCUCAAGGCCGGCAACGUGCUGGCCACCAUGACCGGCGGGGUCAAGCUGGCGGACUUCGGCGUGUCGGCGAAGAACAAGUCGACGCUGCAGAAACACGACACGUUCAUCGGCACGCCGUACUGGAUGGCGCCCGAGGUGGUGCUGUGCGAGACCUUCCGCGACAACCCCUACGACUUCAAGGUGGACAUUUGGUCCCUAGGGAUAACGCUGAUCGAGUUCGCGCAGAUAGAGCCGCCCAACCACGAGAUGACGCCCAUGCGCGUGCUGCUCAAGAUACAGAAGAGCGACCCGCCCAGCCUGGAGCAGCCCUCGCGGUGGAGCAAGGCGUUUAACGACUUUGUGGCCAAGGCGUUAGUCAAGGACCCGGAGAAGAGGCCGACGUCGACUGAUCUGCUGAAGCACGAAUUCGUGUGCGGCGAGCUGGACUCCAAGCCGCUGCGCGACCUGCUGCUGGAGUACCGCGCCGAGGUGGUGGAGGAGGAGCUGCUCGAUGAUGACUCGGAGGAACACCGCAGCUCUCAGAUGCAUGUGGACAUGGAAGAUGACUCCACGUCCGUGAGGUCGGGCGACACUGCCGACAUCAAGAUGUCGGAGGCGGAGGCGGUGCCGGCGGCGCGCGCCGCUCCCCCCUCGCCGCGCGCCGCGUCCCCCGCGCCCGCGCCGCACGCGCCCGCCAAGCGCGCGCUGCCCGACGAGCCCGCCGCUGACAGGAGGCCGCCGGCACCAAAGAAGGAGAAAGGUCCCGCGCCCCCUCCCCCCGCCGUCCCCGCCGCAGUGGCCCCGCCCCCCUCGCCGCCCUCGCCCGGCCAGCCGUCGCAGCGGCCCGCGCGCAAGCAGCCCGCGCCGCCGCCGCCCGCCACGCCCACGACGCCCACUCCCGCGCCCAUCACGCCCACCGCGCCCACGCCCACGCCCAGCACGCCGCCGUCCGCCAUCGCAGGACACAUUGUGGAGCAGGUAUGCCGCGAAGCAGAAAAGGCGGUGGAAGACAAAACAACAGACAAAAUAGACAUCAAUGAUAUAGACAAACCAAAGCAAGACAGACUAGCAAAUGCAGAACCUUCUGCAGAGAAACUAAACGGACUCGCCGACCACAAGCCGAGCGAAGUCGACAAAGCGAGUCCUAUAGUCGACAAAAUAUCUUCCAUAGUCAACAAAACUACUCCGAUAGUCGACAAACCGACUACGAUAGACAAAACGAGUCCUGUACACGAUAAAACAAGUCCGCUACACGAUAAAAGUCCGGUACAAGACAAAACUAGUCCGGUACAAAACAAAACGAGUCCAGCACAAGAAAAUACAAGUCCGGCACAUGACAAAACUAGUCCGGUGCAUAACAAAACGAGUCCGGCCCACGACAAAACAAGUCCGGCACACAAUAAAGCUAGUCCGAUAGUCGAUAAAAUAAGUUCAGAUGUCAAAAAGGUUGUUGACGUCAAACGAUCUAGCAUAGAAAUCAAGGAAGUCACAGUAGACGUCAAACAAAGUCAAGACAUCAAGAAAACUGACGUCAAAAAGUCCAACGAACCAAAUGACUUGUCAGUCAAAAUGAGUACAGACGCACCGAAAACGCCUGAGAAACAAGACAACAAAUCCAAAGUGGAAGUCAGAAAGAGUGCCGAUGACGUCAGAUUAGAAAACAGAAAGGAUGUGAACAGGCGAAGUGUUGAUAUUAGCAAAUACGGUGAAAUGAGCAAAUCUAGUGUCGAAAUCAAUAAAUCCAAUGACGUCAGAGCAGAAGUAAGAGCUAUUUCAGAGCUAAUAAAAGGAGAUAAGAAAGAAAGAUCCAGAUCUAGUUCAACGGAGAUCGAUACUAAACGCGUCAGCGCUGAAGUGAGUAAGAUAGAGUCACGCUCUCGCUCCGUGGAUGACAAGGACAGGUAUAACGUUGAGGUGAGACGGAGCAAGGACUACUCGCGCUCCGGCUCCAUAGAGGAGAAGGAGAUUGAGAAAGAGACGCCGCCGAGUGCUGUGGAGAUACGUUCCGUUACGCCCCCGGCGCGCGCCGCCUCAGCGGUGACGGUGGUGGCGGUGAGCGCGGAGCCCAACUCGCUGGCCGCCGCGCCCGUCGGGCUCGUCACCGUCACCACCACGCACCCGCCCGUGCUCAACACCGCCGCACCGCUUCCACACAAUGCGGUGACGAUAUCCACCACGCCGCCCAUGGACGAGGUGGUGGUCGUGCGCGCCGGUUCGUCGUCCGACGACGACGCGUUCGCGCCCUCGUCGCUCGACUCGCUCGACUGUACCACGUGUUACACAGAGAAGAGUCGCGGACGGCGCCUGGACAGCAGCGAGGUGCUCAUACUGAGCCACGGCGCCGGCGACUCGGGCGUGUUCGACGACAGCCAGCACAACCACAUCAACCUGGACACGUCGCACGUGUCGGUGGUGACGGUGGGCGAGGAGGUGCGCGUGCGCGACUCGUCCGCGCCCCACGACCAGCGCGCCGCCCGCCUCAGCCCCGACAGCUUCGAGAGCGGGCGGUCGCAGUCGGACAGCGGGUCGGUGGCGUCGGAGCGGUCGCGGCGCGGCGACGCCGACUCGCUCGCCACCAGCGCCACCAGCGCCAGCCACGACUCGCACCACCUGCUCAACGGCGCUGCCAGAGUGAACUCGGAAAGCCAAGCGUUGGACACGGAGGAGGUGGUGCUGAGGCGGAAACCUCAAGACGGUCAGCCCAACAGGAUGCAAAGGUCCAAGGAAGACAUUCACAUGGCGAACCUAAAGAAGAAAACGAGAAAACGAACGAGAAAGUUCGAGAUAGAUGGAGUCAUCGUGACCACCACCACCUCCAAGGUUAUCUGGGGCGACGAGGAGAGCGGGCGCACGUGGGACGACCACGCGCUGCGCAAGCAGGAGCUGCGCGAGAUCAAGAUGCUGCAGAAGCAGGAGCAGAAGCAGUUCCAGGACCUCAACGCCAAGGAGCACCAGCUGCGUGAGCAGCAGGACAAGAGGUUCGAGGCCGAGCUGGCGUCCCUAUCGCGAGCCCACGAAGCGGAUUUGGACACAUUAGCGCGCGCACAGCGUGCGGCCGCCGAGCGCGCCGAGCAGCAACUGGAAGCCGAGCUGCGGCAGAACUCCAAGCGGCUGCGCGCUGAGCACGAGCGCGACCUGCGCCACUUCCGCGAUACUCUCAAGCAGGAGUUGCGGCUGCUCAAGCAGGAGGUGGAGCUGGUGAACAAGGAGCGGCGCAAGGAGGCGUACCGGCAGCGGCGCGCGCGGCUGGACGCCGAGCACGCGGGCCGCGAGCGCGCGUUCGUGGCGGCGCUGGCGGAGGCGGGCGAUGCGCUGCUGCGGCGCGUGCACGACAAGCACCGCGAGCGGCAGGCGCUGGCCGACCGCCAGUACCUGCAGCAGCGGCACCAGAUAAUGCGGACCCGGGAGGCGGCGCUGUGGGAGUUGGAAGAGAAGCAGAUCCACGAGCGGCACCAGCUCGCCAAGCGGCAGCUCAAGGACGAGUUCCUGCUGCGGCGCCACCAGAUGCUGGUUCGCCACGACAAGGAGCUCGAGCAGAUCAAACGGAAGAACAGCCGCAAGGAGGAGGAGCUGGCCAAGUGCCAGGCGCUGGAGAAGCGCUCGCUGCCGAAGCGCAUCCGCGCCGAGCAGAAGGCGCGCGAGAUGAUGUUCCGCGAGUCACUGCGCAUCGGCGCCAUGCCCGCCGCCGCCUCCGCCGAGGACGACCGCGAGCGCCUCAAGAAGUUCCAGGAGAACGAGAAACGUCGGUACAGAGCCGAGCAGCAGCGGCUGGCCACCAAGCACGCCAAGGCCAGGGAGGAGCUCAAGGCGCAGGGAGAGGCGCUGCUCCGCGAGCUGGAGCAGUACCAGAACGAGAAGCGCAAGGCGCUCAUGAACCACGAGACGGGCAAGGUGAAGGCCAUCGAGGAGCGGUACGCGCAGGAGCUCAAGGAGUGGCGCGCCACGCUCGCCGACAGGAAGGCGGGAUUGGAAGAGGAGUUCACAGCACAACUAGACGAGCAGGAGAGGCAGGCGGCGAACGCCCGCCUCCCUCCUCCCACCACCAGCAUGCCACAGCACAGCUCGACGCUACAUUCGUCCAGAACUAGUCUAGCGUCCAGCCAUUACGAUUGACAAAUAAAUGCAAGUCCGCGGUAAUCGGCUCUUUGACUAUAACAGAAGUAUCACAUCUUAUAGGUUAGAACCUAACUUAGAUUUAGGGCCUUAUCAUACUAGCGGUUUUGUAGUGAAUUAACGACGUAUAUUCAGUUACUAAAUGGAUUCUGAAGAGGAAACACAGAUUUUUUAUUUAUUAAAAUUUAUUUAAAAAAAAAAAACAGAUUUCUGGCUUAAAAACUAUUGCUUAUAAUGUUUGUAUUUUUCUUUCCAAACCAAAUCAUCGCAGGUUAAUUUUUCGUCGACCAGUUAAUAUUUUUAGUUCGUUAUGAUGAUGGGCCUAAGAUUUGAAAAGAUCGUAAAUUUUGCGUCCGAUUUCGAAUGAAAGUAUAAACCUGCCUAUGCUCAUUAGACCUAUUUAUGUCACCAUAAAAUUGUAAACACCGUUAGAUUAUAAUCUAUCGCGCGAGAUUGUGAACCGCAACAUACUGCCUUCGAUCUUCUAUUCAAAAGUGGAUGCACAAUCAGCGAUCGAAAAACGUCCCCACUCAAUGAGUGCCAAACACAACUUCUUGGCACUCAAUUCAAGUAGUUGCAUUUGCAGAUUCAACCUUAAACUCAAUCCUUAAGGUUGAAUUUGCUCUGAAUUUGGGAUUUUAUCGAAUAUUGGACUAUAUUUAAAGGCCUUUAGGUAUAAUUUUCUUUACCAAUAAUUCUAAAACUGUCAAAGCAAAAUUGGCCAGUUUUUAAGUGAAAUUUUCUACAUGAUUGUGCGUCCUUUUAUUAUAAGAGGUAAAUGCAUACUGCUUACAAUUUAACGUGUUAUUAUUCGGUAGAUUGUAAGGAAGUACGUACAAACACUAAAAAAAAAUACCUAACCUAACCUAACCAUUGCGUUUUGAGUUACUCAAGAUCCGGUUCUUUGGAAUAUGUUGCGGUUAUAGUAUAAAAUGUCGUUGGCGCUUUUAGUAUAAUGUUUUCCAAAAUGGCGACCGCCGCGACGUUAGUUCCACUUUUGGCCACCGGGGUAGAAAAGUUUGUGGCGCUUUAAGAUCCUAUCUGUAGGAUACAAAUUCUUUAAAAAAUAAAAGUGUAAACUGGUCUAUGGUUUAUAAAAAUAAUCUAACUUUUAAUCACUGAGCAGAAGGAAAAUUAAGCAGAAAAUGUGUGACGUGAACAAUACCUUAGAAUUUCUAUUGUUAUAAAUUACUUUACUACUAAAUAAUCUGAUUUAGUAGUAAUUUAAUUUUUACGUGAAACGGAAUGGAAAUCCAGCAAUGGUGACGUCGUAGACAGAGAACUCAAUAGACGAUUGGUGUUUUUGGUAAAUAAAAAUAUAGCGACGUACAAUGGACAACCCUUAGUUGCCAAGUGCGGAAAAGACCCAGGAAGGACACGAAUAUCUUAGCAUUCCAUGGAUUCACAGUGCGGUUGCCGGGUCCAUCGCGUGGUAGAGAAUAACUCCGAGCAGAGUCCUAGACUUGUGACCAAAGAACGUAGGGUUAAGGAAUUUCUUGACAACCGAUUAACACUCAGCUUCUCUCGUAAAGAAGUUAAGAAUACACGAAUUUACUAUCAAAAAAGUAAAUGUGUAAGGUUUUCUCUUUUUUAAAAGAAUGCGAUAUAUGCUUUCAGACUAUCUAUUUACUUCUCUGUCUACAGCUAUCAUGUUGCUCAUUAUGACAAAUUAAAUUAAAAUUAGACUCCGCGCUACGAAACAAGUCCUAUAGGGACGGCGCUAAUGCCUUAAUGACACUCAUUGUCAUUUGGUAAUGGUCUUAUCGUCAAUUUUAGUUCAGGUUUUAGCCGAGGGACUUCUUUCGUAGCGCGGAGUCUAUCUAGAGGCAUAAUGUAAUUUUUAAAUAUAACGACGGAAUGGUGUUUUAAAUAACGGCCUAUAUGUAGCACAAUAAGAUAUUUGCAUGAAAUUUGAGCUUAUUUCGUCCUAAUACUUGUUGGUAUUGAUGAUUUUUGUAAGUGCCAAAAUUUACGAGCAUUUAAGACUUAACUGUAACCAGUAACGAUGGCUACUUAAUAAUUGUGUAAAUUAAAAACAUAUAAUAAUGAAAUUUUUAAUUUAAAUUGUAUGAAACUGUCAAUAAAGUAUGUGUGAUUUUAUCCAAAUAUUAAAAUCGUGAGAUAUGGCCUUUACAAGUUUACUAAAAUAAGCUAUUGCUGCCAGCUAGCCAAUGACGAAGCUAAUAAUACAAAUAAUAAAACAUGUAUGAGGGUGUACAAAAGUAAUAGAGAAUUUUUUUUUUAAUAAUAAGGGUCUGGGUUCUAGCCCUUUUGAGCCCUCUUUAAUAGAGAAAAAACCACAGGUAACAAUAUGAAAAUCGUGAAGUAUAUGCCGUCAAGCAUAGUUUACAAGCUAUCGUCAAGUUUGACUAUUUGUAGACUCUACUACCGGGUUCGGAAGGCAGUUUAUAGAACUUAAAUCUUAUGUAGAUGGCUUUCUUGCGAUUGGUUGCUUGCGUAACUGUCAAAGCGAAGCUUUACUGGGUCCAAUAACAAGUGUUUGAAGCCAAGUUAAACAUCAAUUCUCUCUCUAUAAACUCUAACGCUUCGAUAACUAAAAAGAAAAUGGGAAUGACAACCGAUUGAUAGGUUGAUCACGUAAUCUAUCGAUAACUAAUGUUAUUUUGUAGUUUUCGUAGCGUUAGCUAAUGUGACGUGACGUGUAGCAGCGACAAUGAUUGUAAUAUUAAUUUGUGGUAGAGGAAACACAUCGAGCAGGUCCCGGGACUUGUGACUUUGGGUGUAGGUUUAAGGGGGGAACCCUUACAACACAAAACGUUACAGCGACUGGCAGCGUGACGGUGUCUACGCUGCCUAACAAACAACUGAGCUCAAGUCAUCAAAUACCCUCUUAUUUAUACCAAAACUGAUACCUCCCCUGUGUGUGUAAUCGAAAAAGAACGAACACUAAGAAAUAAAGAGAAUUGAUGUCUUGGCUACGAACCAAGGAAGAUCCAUGCGGUAAACUAGUUUCAGGCCAUGUCUUCGAUUGAAAAGUUUUGCGUCAUGUAAAUUAUUGUAGUUAGCAACAAGGAAUUGAAUAUAAAACGCGGUGCAUUUCGAGACUGCUUGUUUGUAACGCCAGCGCGGUGCUUGUAAUUAAGUACAUAAGACAAGCUGGGUAACUUAAGUAUAAUAUAACUAUAAUUGUUGAUUUAUGAAAUGUUCGGGGGGUUAUUAAAACUCGAGUGAUUUUUUAUAACGAACGAAGUUUAUGUACGAUAUUUGGUAUUAUUAUAUCGAUAUCGAAUGUAUAAUGAAAGAAGAUGGUCCAAAGUUGUAUGUAGCCCAGGAUCAGUCAUUGUACCCUGGCGGAAAUAAAAGAAUUUUUUUUUUAACUAUUUUUGAUUACACAAAUCUACGACUUUACUUUAAUUCUUUCAAAAUAAUAUUCAUAAUCUCCCAAGAAAUGCAAGAUUAUUAUGGGUAAUAAUGGCGGAUAGAUGACGUUUUCAAUGCAGUAAUCGAUUUGACGUUUGCUGUUGUCAUGUCAUAGUUGCUCUAUGGGAGCCAUGUUGGUAUAACUCAAAAACUUGGGUUUUUAUUUUAUUUUAUUUUUUUUAUUUAGUUAGAUUUAUUCACUUUAAUAAAUUUUAAUAAAAUCCUUGUAUUAAUUAAAUUUUAAUGAUACGGGUACAAGAGUGGAUCUGAAAUGGACCAUCUCCUUUGUCAUGAAGCGGAGGUUCUAUAGGUUCAAAAGGUUGAGAAAAAUAAAAAUUCAAAGGGUCCAGAAAAAUUAAAAUUCUAAUUCCUCAAAACUUUGUAUUAGGUACUAUAAGGGAUUAUAGUUACACUGUAUUUCAAAAUUACCUAGCUUGAUUUUAUGUUUUUUAUUGUAGGUAAAUAAAUUGUAAUUAAAAUUAUAUAAAUUGAAAUGGUUAAUGAAUAUAAAUACUUGGGACCUGAGUUAGUAGCAAAAUACUGUACAGAUGAUAAAUAGAUAAAAACAUGUCUCAAUAUUAAGCUAUAAUAUAUCAUAAAAAGCUCUAACUGUAACUCCAAAAAUUUAAUGUUUCAGACAUUUCAGUUUUCAUUGCUGUAAAAUUUCUUUUGAAAAAAAACCUGGCCUGGCAACAGGAAAGAAGUCAGAAUACCAUAGACUAAAUGUGCAAAAUGCUAGAAUCCACAGCUUAAAGUGACUUGAAACAUAAUACAUUCUUAAAUAAAUAUUUUUGCCGCUAACUCAAGUAUCAAGUCGUUUAGGUCCAAGCAAUAAUUUUUUCAUAAAUGUGUGUUUGUGCGUGAGUUAUUUUGAUAUCGGUGUGUAUUUACAAUUUAUGUCAUAAAAUCUCUUGAAUUGAUUAACAAAAUAACGUAGAAAGGUUUCUGCUAAAAACUAUUUGGCCUUGGCGCUCCAUGAAAGUAUUGUAUUUUAGUUUUAUGUAGUUGUGACAUCAUAAUUAACAAAUAUGGCCUAGAAUGGAACGAAUUCAAUUUAAUAAAUAAUAAUCUAAGUAGAUGGCGCGGUCCUUCUGUUCUGUUAUACUUCAGAAUAUUAAUAAUAUUAAUGAAAAGAUACCGCUUUGUGUGUAUCAUUAAUUAAUAACAAAGACUUUAUUUUAGAUAUCGAAAAUGUAUACACAUUUUCACGGUUAUAGUAUGCGCCGAUUUUCUAGUCCGAUCUGAGUUUGAAACACGCCGAACUGCGCAGUUAUUUUUCCUUUCGCAGUCAUACUUAUACGCCUCGUGUUCAGAUCGGACUUGAAGUUUGGUGCAUACUAUUGUUUGAACUUUUCUGACAGUUUUUCUAUCAGUGUUAUGUUUCAUCUAAUUUAGGAUUAAUUUUGGUAGUUCACUUAUAUAUAUAUUUUUUAUUAGUAUGUAAGUAUUUUUUUUUUUAAUAAUUGCGAGUUGUUUUUAUAUAAUUACUAGCGGACGCCUGCGACGUGCGUGAGACUCGAAAACUUUCAACUAUCCCCACUCUACUCCUACCCCUUUUUAUUUUAUUUCUGCCAUAAGAACCUUUUCCUUACAAUAACAAACACAUAAAAAAAAAAUAGUGAAAUCGGUCCAGCCGAUAUGGAUUCAUUUUUAUAUAAAAAGAUGUAGGUUUUAUUUUGAUACUAAAUAUUUAAUUAUUGUACGUGGUUCUAUAUUUGGCAUUGACUUAAUACCUAUAGACGUAGCCAUAUAAUUAUGUUGGAUGUGGGAUUGAGAAGCGUAUUUACGAAUUUUAUGAGGAAGUUGAGACAAAAAGUAUUAUCUUCUGUCUCUUAGGCCGUGGAAGUUUUCUUUGUUUGGCUAACUAUCAGUUAGCCAAACAAUUUGCUGUCAAGUUGUGCGUUGUGCGAAAUUUUCUUGUUUAUUAUUGUUUGUUAGAUUUUUAAGAUUGUUUUAAUGUACUUGUUAGAAAAGGACUCCAUUAGUAAGAUGUAGUGUUAUUUAUAAUGGGAGAAUGCAGUGUUUUAAGCUGUAAAAGCCGCAAGGAAACGGAGGCAGAGGAAGACACUCUUCACUAGUAAGUAUGUAAAAAAUUAAGGUUAUAGUUUAUAGAACAGAUAAAAAUAUGAUUGAACAAAUAAAUCAAUAAACAAUUUCCAUUAAAUAACGUAGAUUUUAACGAAAUAUGGCAUUUUUCCUUUAACAUAACCUCGUAAAAACAACUUAGAGUGUUGCCAUGACUUUAUAAAGAUUUUCCACUAAAUCAAUUUUUAAUUAAUAAAAAAGAAUAUUAAUUUUUUACUUUUCUGAUGACGGAUCAUUAGUGCAGCUCUUAAGAUCUACUUUUGCUAAUACUCAUAACAAAUGGAAACAAUAUAUCUAAUUAUAUUAUUAAUUUUAUUGCAGGUUUCCCAAGGAUAUACAUUUUAAACAAACAUGGAUAAUGGCUACUGGUCAUCAAAAUUGGCAGCCUAAGAACUUUUUUUUAAAUUUGCUCUAUUCAGUUUGAGAAGGACACAAUCAAUAUGUAAUUUGGAUUCAUAAAACUAAUAAAACUUCUAAAAUAAAUUAGAUUUUUUAAUUAACCCAGAUAGGGGGCCGAAAAUUGUCCAACAGGGAAUCGAACAUUUAUAAUUUGUUUCGGUUCAUAUUUACAUUCUUUGGUUUCGGCUAUAGGUUAACCAACUAGUUUUACCAGUUAACACGUUCGAUCAUCCCAUUGGACUAUUGCUGACACAAGCUUUUUACUUUGAUGAAGGGAGUUGAAUUCACUACUAAAAAAUAAAUAAAAAAGAAGUUCGGGAACUUGUUUUUAAGUCAUAAUAUUUAUGUGUAAACGGUUUCAGAUAAAAUAUUAAUAUAGCUUUCUCAAAAUUCGAAUUUAACCAAAUUUAGGGAAAAUUUUAAGUAAUAGCAACAAUUCAGUUAUGUAUUGUUGUUUCAUGUGCGGCUACACGGUGGUUACAUCUAUAGGUAUUUUAUCUAAGAUAUUUGGUAUGUGGUUAUGGUUCAUUGUGUGGCACUUUACUUUUAAAGAAAAAAAGUUAAACUUCGUAGGUUGAGCUACCAAAAAUUAUCAACUAAUAAGUAAUCUUUUGACAGAGGCGGCUUGUCAUUUUUCUGCAAAGACUGUGAACUGCUUAACUGUCAGAAAAGUAAAACCUGGAGACCGUUUUAGUCAACUUGAGAAUAAACUCGAAAUAAAAAACAUGUAUAUUUUGUACAGUUGUUAGAUGGAGUGAAAAUAUAGUCAGUUUGAAUAGAUCGCCGACUGACAUGUAGAUAUAGGAGAAAAUGAAUAUUUUUUCAUGUACAUACAGUAUUUGUGUAUUUUUUAAUUAAUGUGCCUACUUAAUUUAUAAAAGACUUGCGUGUGGCCGCGUUCUUUUUACCACGACCACAUAGAGUAAGUAGGUUUUAUUGUAAAAUAAAAAAAACUAACCAUUUUGUCUAUGGAUUUGUUUUUAGGUAUAAAAAUGGCUAAUCUAUUUUUAUGUAUGGAAAUAUUAUUUUAUUACUACUUGCUACUUAUUUUAUUAUUAUUAUUAUAGAAGUUUCUGAUCGUAUUUUAGAUACAAACCUUUUUAUUUUGAAUUUUUCAAUGUUUACGGUAAACCAAAGACGACUUUCCAAUAUAUAAAAAAGCUACAUAUCAAUUCAAUAUUAUAUUUUUUGCAAAAAAACGAAUGAACAAAAUUUUAUUCCGUCGAUCCUUGCCUGGAUAAUUUUAUGUAAUUCUACAAAGUGACGGGAAUACAUUCAAAAUAAGUUAAAUAUCCAGCCUAGCUGUUUUUUUGUCCACAUCCCAAUACGCUUAAACCAAAAUGGUCUUAUGUACAAAAAUGUAGAAACUAUUUGCUCGGAUCUUCUUUAUUAAAGUAUUUAUUUUUUUAAAAAGUGAAUUUUCAAUUUGAAAUAUAAAGGGUGAUGCGGGGAGGAAAAUAUUGUUUAAUAUCCAUUGUACAAUUUUGCAAUAUUUUAUAUUUAAAUAUGUAUAAAAAUUUAUUUCAGAAAUCUGCUCAAAUUAAAAUUUUAAGGACCCUGCCACACCCGAUGUAGUAUUAUCACCUAAAUGUGCUCCACUUUUAAUAUUAUAAGAACAAAAUAUAGAUUAGAAAAAUUGCCAGAUAGAUUUAUGCAGUUGUGUUACAAUAAUCAUAUUCUUAAAAGACUGGAUUCCAGGACUUGAAAAAAAUUAAAAAAAAACAUUCAUGAACCAUAGACAUUACUAAUAUUUUUUGUAACAAAACUGCAUCUUUUAUCUGCUUUUUAGAAAUUUUAUCAUCGCUGUCAUUUAAUAGAGAAAGAGAGAGAUUCCAUUAGUCCGUACUAUUGUAAUUAAAUAAUAAUAUUAUAUUAAUGAUUUCAUUUAGAUAAACUGGGAGUCCAAAAUUAUUUGUCCAUUAAUAGAAACUUAUAUGUUUUAGUUAGAUAGUUCUGUAAAUUGUAAAACUUGCAUUUUCGCGUUAUAACAUUGUCUGAGAUUACCGCAGUAUUGAAGCAGUAAUGUUUUUUUUUUUAGUAAUAAAGCCGUAGCCAUUUUUAAUGUUAAUCUUAUUAUUUUAAUAAUAUUAUUUUUGUCUAUAUGAAGUAAAUUAUUGUUACAUCAUUACGAGAUAUAAAGAACUUACUUUGUA